Messenger RNA from Hippoglossus stenolepis (Pacific halibut), 589 nucleotides. RefSeq names its product late histone H2A.2.2. Bases 127 to 543 code for a protein of 138 amino acids. The transcript is spliced from 2 exons. Gene Ontology annotation, molecular function: DNA binding; protein heterodimerization activity; structural constituent of chromatin. Lineage: Eukaryota; Metazoa; Chordata; Actinopteri; Pleuronectiformes; Pleuronectidae. Gene Ontology annotation, cellular component: nucleosome. The record is from RefSeq and is a predicted model, not a curated record.
UUGAUCAACACGUUACCACCUGACUUGUUUAAAAGUCCCAGUUUGUGGUUCAUUGGUUAGAUGCUGUCUCAGUUUCCAGGAAGCGCAGAACACCGACUGAAGUACUUCCCUGAACUCUGAUUAAAGAUGUCUGGCCGUGGUAAGAAAGUUGCACCCAAACAAAAGACCUCAGUGUCCCGGUCUUCCAGAGCAGGGAUCACUUUCCCAGUGGGCCGCAUCCACAGGCUGCUCAAGAAGGGCCGAUAUGCCCAGCGUGUGGCCAAUGGCGCUGCAGUGUACCUCGCCGCCGUCCUGGAGUACCUCUGCGCUGAAAUCUUGGAGCUGGCAGGAAAUGCCAGCCGUGACAACAAGAAGCACCGCAUCGCUCCUCGCCACAUCUUGCUGGCGGUGAAAAAUGACGAGGAGCUCAACAUACUGCUGGCAGGGGUCACUAUCUCAGAGGGUGGCGUCAUCCCCAACAUCCAGGCAACCCUUCUCCCCAAGAAAACCAAGAUCUCCAAAGAUGACAGCACUGCCAAAGACGUUCAGUCUCAAGAUUUUUAAUUGUGAAUGUACAAAGUUUUACUAUUAUUAAACUAUUAUGUUUUUA